AAAAACACACAAAAAUGGGUUCUAAAUCCCAAAUCCUAUUAAACCCACAAGCUUUGUUUGAAGAUGAAGAACAUGAACAAGCAUCAACUCAUCAUCAAAUGGAAUUCUUCUCUUUCCCUUCAAACUUCAACGUUUCUCAUCUUCCUUCAAUCCCCCAACACCAAACCCUUUCUCCUUCCACUCCCUUUCUUCACCCUAGCCUCUCUCAAACCCUAAACUCCUCUCAUUUUCCUACUCCAAACCUUCUUUCCUUGCAAACCUCCACUCCAAAUCCAUGGGCAUUUGGGAAGAGAAAUGAGUAUCAUUUGGGAUUGGGAGUAUCAACCAUGAAGAUGAAGAAGAUGAAAGGAAGAAGAAAAGUGAGAGAGCCAAGAUUCUCAUUCAAGACCAUGACCGAUGUCGAUGUUCUUGAUGAUGGUUACAAAUGGCGCAAGUACGGUCAGAAAGUCGUCAAAAACACACAUCAUCCUAGAAGCUAUUAUCGUUGUACACAAGAUGAUUGUAGGGUUAAGAAACGAGUAGAGAGAUUAGAUGAAGAUCCAAGAAUGGUGAUAACAACAUAUGAAGGACGACACAUUCAUUCUCCUUCCCAUGAUACUCAAGACUCCGAACCUCAUACCCAUCUCAACAAUUUCUUUUGGUAAUAAUGAAGCAAAAGAGGUGGUGGAAAAAGAAGCAAAGAGAUAUGCAUUUGAUUUGGUAUUAUUUUGUUUUAGUUUGGGUUUUGUUUAGGGUAAUUUUCAUGUAAUAGCUUUGGUUCUUUUGUCCAUCUCUUAUCUUCCCUUCAUGUGUUCAUAAUGUAAGGGAAAAGAGAUGGAAAUGAACCUUAGUCAUGUCUUGUUCUGUAUUUCACCCUUUUUCUUCUUUCUUUUUCCCACUCUAUUUGGUAUAUCUUGUGGUUUUUACUUAUCAAAUGGGAGAAGAAAAGAA
This is a messenger RNA of Cucurbita maxima (winter squash), 930 nucleotides long. Its product is annotated as probable WRKY transcription factor 13. Gene Ontology annotation, biological process: regulation of DNA-templated transcription. The record is from RefSeq and is a predicted model, not a curated record. NCBI's taxonomy places the organism in Eukaryota, Viridiplantae, Streptophyta, Magnoliopsida, Cucurbitales, Cucurbitaceae. Gene Ontology annotation, molecular function: sequence-specific DNA binding; DNA-binding transcription factor activity. The transcript has 4 exons. Bases 15 to 644 code for a protein of 209 amino acids.